Molecule: messenger RNA, 2287 nt
Organism: Nymphalis io (European peacock)
Lineage: Eukaryota; Metazoa; Arthropoda; Insecta; Lepidoptera; Nymphalidae
Gene: serpin-29
Product: antichymotrypsin-2-like
Exons: 8
Coding region: 539-2260 (573 amino acids)
Molecular function (GO): serine-type endopeptidase inhibitor activity
Source: RefSeq, a predicted model, not a curated record
GUGGUUUGUGUUUAGUAUAUUAAAUAUUAUUUUUAUUAGUUAAUAUUGGAAUAGUUUAUUGUCUUAAAGAAUAAAUGCUUAAUUUUAAGACUUUAACGACCGGGUGCCUUGAUAUAAAAUUAGCAGUUAGAGAUAAUAUUGUAAACGAAGACAGUGUAUAUCAACUCAUGUUUCUUCUCCGUCAUAUUAUUUUGGGCACAACAAGCAGAUACCAACCUUAACUGUAAAUAAAAAUGUUCAAAAAGAAAACUUUUUCUUUCCUUUGAUCUUGUGGUGUUUGCAGUAUGAGAGGCACAUGUGAUCUAGGCAGCGGAAGUGUUGAUAUUUUUGCUGCUUAUCGAUUUGAACCGUACAGCAAAGUAAUUAGAACCAUUAGUUCAUUACUAAGUAGUUACUUGUAUCGCACGGAACAAAAUAUUUUUCUAAAACUUCGCUAUCGAAAAAUAACGAUCUCUUUCAUUAAAGUGUAUUAUAUGUUUUGACAAAAAAACAGUUUUGUUUUCGAUUAAGUAAUGAUUUUCCACAAUCUAUAUCGGAUAUGAUUCCCUGCUUUUUAGUGCGAACUUUAUUUUUAUAUUUUGGUAUAUAUUCUGAAGUAAAUCCCUAUGAUGUACGAAUAACAAAGUUAACGCCAAUAGCUCGAUACAAAUUACCUCAAAGUGUCGGACAUGGUUUGUUCAAAAUGUGUUACUAUAACAACAAAUGGGUACAAUGCCCAAGUGCUUUGCAAUAUGGCCCUCAUUACGAAACGCUGAAUAUCAGAAGAAUUCACUCACACGUUUUAAAGUUUCCCUUCUCACGUCUUCACUUAGAGCGUGCCAUUGCUCCAGUACCUGUGUCACUUAAAGGAAUGAUAGACGAUACUAUUCCAUCGUCAACUAUCUACAACAUUUCGCCAUUUCAUUAUUAUGAUCAUAAUAAUGAAAUCCAUAAAAAUAAGACGAAUAUUUUUUUAUCACAACAAAGAAAGUUUAAUUAUCAAGUAACGACGCCAACUUAUACUACCGUGCAUAAAACAUUUACACAUUCAUUAGACGAUUCGAUAAUGACAACUGCAUACGAAAAAUCAAAUAUUAAUAACCAGAAUAAUAUUAAUACAAAGCCUGCAAAAAUUCAAGAAAGCGAAAAAUCAAGUGAAGAUUUUGCUGACAUAUUUUUUAAAUCAUUAAAUCGUUUUGAACGUGUCUUUUACCAGGUGACAUUUAAUAAACUUACAGCAAUAAGUCCGCUUAAUCGUCAAGAAAAUGGAAUUAGUUUUAUUCAAUCAGCACUGUUUUUAUAUUUAGCUCUCAUGGCUAUAUCCACAGAAGUUGAUCAAUCCACUAAAUUAGAAAUCGAGAAAUGCUUAGGGUACAAUGCAUCUCAAAUGGAAGAGAUAAAAAUGUUGAGACAUAUUAUUUCAUGGCUACCGAAUUCAAAUAUGGAUAUAAAAUUUCGCUGGGCUUCCCGUCUCGUACUCAGCGCAGGGUUGCCAGUCAGCCAGCAGUUUGUCAACAAUGUCGCACCAGCUGCACAACUGAGUGUGAGGCGAUUUAAUGGCACGGAGACUCCAAUUGUUUUAAGCAAAAGUCUUAAUUCUAUGAUCGAAGAAGAUUCGGGCGGUGCAAUGCGUGAUACUUUCGAAGUGGAAGAGAUGUCAGGGGGAGUGUGUUCGAUAUUGUUGAACACCAUGUACAUUCGCGCUCGCUGGCGUUCACCUCCCACUGUACUAAACGGUACCAGGCGCUUCUAUUACGCAAGCAAAGCAACUCCUAGCUCCGUACGGAUGAUACGGAUUAACGAUAUCAUGCGAUAUUGUCCCCUUGACGAAUGGAAUGCUGACGCCAUCGAAAUUAACUAUGCAACUCCUGACCUGUCACUUAUGUUGCUGGUUCCUCGGGGACACUCUAUCAGAAGUUUAGCGGAGAUCAUGUCAAAUAAAAGCAUACAAGAUCUUAAUAAAAAUAUGCGCACAAUGCGAAUUGCCGCAACUAUGCCUAUUUACACUUUACGAAUGACUUUACUGUUACCAGGCAAACUAAAAACGAUGGGCACUUCUCGUUUAGUUGAGAUGAACAAUUCCAGUGGUUGCGAUGAAAUUCGUCUUUCUCAUGCUGUCCAGCGCCUUAUGUUUUGGGCAGAAGCUGGCAAACAUGCUUAUAAAGACGACGGAAUUGAGUGGGACGAGACACCGGAAUUAGAAAUUGUGUUAGAUCGGCCCUAUAUAUUUUAUGUCCGAUGGAAAAAUGUCACAUUAAUGAAUGGAAAUUUUGUAUUAUAGAAAUACACUAAUAAAUAGACAAUUAAA